CCGAAACCGCUCUCCUACAAAGACCUUCCCACAACCGACACUGCAAUUCCGUCUUCGCCAGCUCCCAAGACUCUCGACUUAACCCUCCGCACCGGGUCUCUCUUUGACGCGCCACCAGGCACGCUGCUCUUGCACGCGUGCAACACGCAAGGAUCGUGGGGCGCAGGCAUCGCGCUGGCAUUCAAGCAGCAGUACCCCAAAGCGUACGCGAUCUACCACGAUUUCUGCACCACAGAGCACUCGUUCAAAGGCGGGAACCCCGUUCCGGUCGGUACGACGCUGUUGAUUCCGCCGGUGGACGGAGCCGAGGGCCACUGGAUCGGGUGCCUGUUUACGAGCCGCCAGUACGGAAAGCGCAAAGAUAGCGUCGCGGAGAUACUGCAGAAUACGGGGCGUGCGAUGGAGGCGUGCUUGGCGUUGGCGCAGUUGGCGGGCGAGCAGGCGAUCAGCGGGGUGAGGAUGUGUAGGAUUAAUAGUGGCAAGUUUGGGGUGCCGUGGUUACGGACGGAGGUCGUGUUGAGAGGGAUUGUGGUCAGGGAGGGGUGGAUAGAUAGAGUGGAAGUGUGGAACCCGAAG
This is a messenger RNA of Exserohilum turcica Et28A, 576 nucleotides long. RefSeq lists its product as uncharacterized. The record is from RefSeq and is a predicted model, not a curated record. Gene Ontology annotation, biological process: peptidyl-glutamate ADP-deribosylation. NCBI's taxonomy places the organism in Eukaryota, Fungi, Ascomycota, Dothideomycetes, Pleosporales, Pleosporaceae. The annotation marks the transcript as partial. The transcript has a single exon.